Carica papaya (papaya) is the source of this 1458-nucleotide messenger RNA. It is a transcript of the gene EXL3, whose product is annotated as EXORDIUM like 3. Lineage: Eukaryota; Viridiplantae; Streptophyta; Magnoliopsida; Brassicales; Caricaceae. The record is from RefSeq and is a predicted model, not a curated record.
UUUUAAGAAAAAACCCAGGAAAAAGAGAAAAUUCUCAGACAAAUUCAAAUAUAUUAUAAUUAAAUUCCUUCUAUAUAUAUAUGCCUCUUUGUAUUUCAAAACCCAACACUCUGCCAUUUCAUUUCAAAUUUGCUAAAACCCAAGCCACUGAGAUGACGAGGGAGUGUGCCCGUCGGUACCCGGAAUUCCCGGUUCCUGUGCUGCUUGGACUCACCGUAAUUACCAUACUCCUCUCUUCGUUCUCUCCGGUCGUGGGCUCACGUCCAUGGUCCCACAUCAAAGAAACCAAUGGCUCUGAUCUAAUCUUUGGCGGGUCCAAGAAGUACGAGGGCUCAUCGGAGUUCGUUCAUUUACGUUACCACAUGGGUCCCGUCCUCACCGCCAACAUCACUGUACAUAUAAUCUGGUACGGCACGUGGCAGAAGAACCAGAAGAAGAUCAUCCGCGAGUUCGUAAACUCAAUCUCCGCCGUCGAUGCUAGACACCCUUCCGUUUCCGGUUGGUGGAAGACCGUACAGCUCUACACGGACCAGACAGGUGCGAACAUUUCCCGUACGGUGCGUUUAGGGGAAGAAAAGAACGACCGGUUUUACUCCCACGGCAAGUCCCUCACGCGCCUCUCCAUACAGUCUGUGAUAAAAAGCGCCGUGACGGCCCGGUCAAGACCGUUACCGAUAAACCCCAAAAGUGGGCUCUACCUCUUGCUGACAUCCGAUGACGUGUACGUCCAGGAUUUUUGCCGUUCCGUCUGUGGGUUCCACUACUUCACCUUCCCUUCCAUCGUGGGUUACACGUUGCCGUACGCAUGGAUAGGGAACUCCGCCAAACUCUGCCCGGGCCAGUGCGCGUACCCCUUCGCCGUACCGGAUAUCCUCCCGGGACUGAAGCCGCUAAAGUCACCCAACGGUGACAUAGGGGUUGACGGAAUGAUAAGCGUUAUUGGUCACGAGAUGGCUGAGCUGGCAACAAACCCAUUGGUUAACGCUUGGUAUGCGGGUCCUGACCCGGUGGCUCCGGUGGAAAUAGCCGAUUUAUGCGAGGGCAUUUACGGUACUGGAGGGGGCGGGUCUUACAUGGGUCAACUCUUGAACGAUCACGAUGGUGCUACGUAUAACAUGAAUGGGAUCAGACGGAGAUACUUGAUUCAGUGGAUAUGGAACCAUAUAGUGAAUUACUGCACUGGCCCUAAUGCACUUGAUCAGUAAUUUUUUGUUUUGGGUUGAAUUUUUUUUUUUUUUUACUCUUGCUUUUUGGGGCUGUUACUAGAAAUGGCAGGGUUUGUGGAGCUUUUGGAUGCAUAUGAUUAGUUAAAACUAGUUAACGUUGUUAAAUAUGUAAUAAUUAAUCGUAUACUGUUUCUGUAUACAAAUAGAUUGUGAUUCCCGCCAGCUUUCAAGUGAAAUUAGGUGUUAUUGUAAGUUUUUUAUUUAGUGAUAAUGAAGAUAUCUUCUUGCCGGA